Molecule: messenger RNA, 2259 nt
Organism: Peronospora matthiolae
Lineage: Eukaryota; Oomycota; Peronosporomycetes; Peronosporales; Peronosporaceae
Source: the annotation of a GenBank genome assembly
AUGCCCGCAAUCGACGAGUCGUCGCACGCGCGUCGUCCGCCCAUGGAGCCCACCCCCACAUCCCGCGCGUCCGCCGACGACAGCGCGGCGUUCCAGCACGGCCAAGCGCCCAGCACCGCCGUCCGCGCGUCGUAUCAGGACCCGCAGACGCACCGGACAAAGCGCCACAGCAAACACAACAACAACAGCAGCAAGAAGAAGAGCGACCGCAUGCGCCACUCGCUCAUGCACGUGCAGACGGACGCGCUGGCGGCCAGUCGCGCCAGUGCGCCGCCCACCUCGGGCUACCUCGUCCUGUCGCCCCCGGACCGAUCGAGCACGUACUCGAGUCUGCCCACCACGAGUCGAUUGAGUGCUCAGCAGCCCGAGCACGCCGCUGUCCCGUCGGCAUCGAGCGGUGACGAGAUCCUCAAGGUGGAGAUCCCGAGGUGGAAGUCGAAGCUCACGACGGACAGAGCGGACCGCGUCCAGGUUCCGGCAGGUCCCGACAGUGCGGGGAACUCGCCCUUGGCUACUGGAGCUGUGCGGUCUGCGACGUGGGACGGGAAAGAUGAACGUGGAGGCCGUGGGCUCUCGACUGGAGCCCUGGUCGUGCUGGGACGGGAUCGAGACACUGGCAGUAAAAAGCGCUACACGGUGUUUCAAGUGUACGUGCACUUCCAAUCAGGUGCCGUGCGCAUGUCGGAGAAGCGGUACAGUCACUUUCGGGAACUCCAUAAGACGCUGCGAAGGAAAUACGCGGCCGUGGGGAAGCUCUACUUUCCACCAAAGAAGUUCUUCAUGUCGCUCUCGCUACGUGUGAUUGAACAGCGGCGCGAGGCGAUCGAGACGUAUGUGAAUGCAGUAUUGGCGUUGCGCCCGCGACCAGUUGAAGUCGUGCAGUUCCUGAGCAGUGCAGUAGACGAUGACGAUGAGGAUGGAAAUAGUACCGACGGCCCGACGCGUGGAGUGGAUAUGGUGACAGCACCGAAGCAUUUGCAGUUAACGUCUACUGCACUUGGUACGUCUUCGGGGCUCAGCGGGAGCAACAGCUUUGGUCUGGAGGACGCAGGCGGGCACUUGGUGACCAUGCAAGAUUUCGAGGUCUUAAAAAUGCUUGGCAAAGGAUCGUUUGGAAAAGUCUAUAUGGCUAAGGAGUGUGGAAAAGAGAGCAAGAUUUACGCGAUGAAGGUAUUGCGAAAAUCGGAGCUGAUUAAACGCAACCAGGUGGGACACACGAUGAUGGAGCGCCGCAUCAUGAGCUCGAUUGACCAUCCUUUCAUCGUCGGACUCAAGUAUUCGUUUCAGACCGCGAGUAAACUUGUGAUGAUUUCCGACUAUUGCUGUGGUGGAGAGAUCUUCUUUCAUUUGAAGAAGUUUCGCUCGUUUUCAGAAGCUAUGGUGCGCUUUUAUGCCGCCGAGCUAGUGGCUGCUAUUGGUCACUUACACGAGCGUGACAUCAUCUAUCGGGACCUGAAGCCUGAGAACAUUCUUUUGGACGAAACGGGUCACGUGCGAUUGACCGACUUUGGUCUGUCGAAAACAGAUUGCACGGACUUUACCGGAGCAAGGACAUUUUGCGGUACUCCGGAGUACUUGGCACCAGAGAUGCUCAUCAGCCGCAAGAAGAAGACCGAGUACGGCAAAGCCAUUGACUGGUGGAGUCUUGGCACGCUCAUGUACGAAAUGCUGACAGGCUGGCCGCCGUUUUUCGACCGCAACAUCGAGCAAAUGUGCUCCAAGAUUAUGAAGUCCCCUCUCAAGUUUCCUGCGCAUUUUGGUCUAAGCUCAGAAGUUAAGAGUCUCAUUUCUGCAUUGUUGGAUCGAGACCCGACGUACCGAAUAGGCUCGCGUCCUGGCGCUGGUGUUGAUGAUAUAAAGAAUCACGUAUUCUUCACCAGCAUUGACUGGGCGCUACUAGAGAAACGCGGUAUCAAACCGCCUUUCAAGCCGCGCGUUCGCAGUCCAACUGAUAUUCAAAACUUCGAUCGUGAGUUCACCAAGGAGUUGCCAGACCACGGUUUCUUACAGCAGGACAAGCGCUUGGCCGUGUCGCCCAAGAACGAAUUUCAGGGCUUUUCUUACACUCGGACAGAAGACCCGGCUUCGUGGUCGCGCGACUCAAGCAGCAGACAGGAGAAGCGACGGUCUGGACGUCUGUCGGAGCCACGGAUCAGUGAAGGAAUCGAGCGCGGGUCCGAGUCAACGGUAGACCAGCAGUAUCCAGAAUUCGGCCAUGUUGCUCGCGACAGCACGGAUUUUGACACCGGCUGUAUCUAG